AUGGUGCGCCGGCGGCUGAGUGAUGCCGGGUGUGGCGGCCGAGGUGCCGGUCGCGGUUCGCGCGGAGGCUACGACGAGGUGCAGCCUGGUUCAGCCCCACGAGGAUCGCGAGGAGACAGACGUCCGUCUAAUCCGCUGGCUGCUGGCCAAGUCAAGCAUGUGGCUUUGAAAUGCCACAAUGGCAAGCACAUCAAGACCGAAUCCAACGAAGAGCUACGUGCCUCCAGCUCGGUCAUCAAGGAGCCAGAGAAGUUCGAGGUCGAGCAUUGCGAAAGUGAGUCGAUCUUCUUGAAAUCCCACAUGGGGAAGUAUUUGACGGUGGACAAGAACGGCGAUGUUCGUGCAUCAGGAGCAAUUGCCUCCGACGCGUCUGCCUUUCAAGUUGUGGCCCAGGAGAACGGUCUUGUCGCCUUGCGUAGCCACUGUGGCUUCCUGGCCGCUGAAGCAAACGGCCGCAUCCGUGCCAAUCGAACGCUGGUAGGAAGCUGGGAAAUGUUUGAGGUCAAGGACCGCUCUGGAAGGAGCAAAGGGAGGCCUAGUGAAGAACCUCCGCAGCCAGAUGAGGAAGACGAUGCACACAUCGCCUUCUUUGAUGCCUUCUGCCAAGUGGAGGCAGUUCUCACUGCGGAAGAGCGCUAUGCGAAGACCCACCAUGAUCGAACGUCCGUGCUGUUCGAGAAGCGGGUGCAGGCCCGACGGCGCGAUCGUGUGGAGUGGAGCUUGAAGCACUUCAUUGAAGAGAAGGAGUAUUCUCGGUCCUUCCGCGGCUGUUUGUCGGCGUGGGACAUCACGCGUGUGGAGAUGGAGGCAGAUGGCGAGCCAGACAUGCCCGCGGCGGAUGUAGAGGACGGCGACGUUCUGCGGCCAAGGGCACGCUCUGGGUCCGACUGCUCGGAGGUGGCCAGCUUUGAUGGCUUGGAGGCUGGCAGAUGCCAUUGGAGAAAGAUUCUCAGCGAGGAGCUUCCAUACUCUGCUCGCAUUGUUCCAGCCUUUGGCAUACCAGCAUCUGCGGCCGCAGACGCCGACGAGACAGCCUGGGAGCAUUUAUUCCGAGCGUGCACUUUGGGCCUCUGCAAAGCGAUCGGACCUGUUGGUGUCGACUGCCGCGCUCCCCCAUCCACCCUUGAUGAAGCGCUGGUGGAGCGAUUCGGAGGGCUGAGCGCGAAGUCUAUCCGGGAGAAGUUCGGUGCAGCACCAGGUCAAGCAUACGACGUCAGCAAGGAUCCAGCUUUCCUGGCCUGGAAGAAAGUGGCUGGCCCCACUACCCGUGCAGAGACCUGGGUGCUUCAGCAUGCAGAUCGCCGUUUGGCCGAGUUUGAUGCCGCCAGGUCAGAUUACGAGCGCCGACGGCUGACCGCACAGGUUUCUACUGCAAAGCGGCAACUUCAGAUGGCAAAGGAGCAUGGGCUACCGCUAAUUGUGCAGCUGCCACCGCAGGAUGAUGCGGAAAGGUGCAUGGCUGAGCUCUUGGUGGCCGUGUUCGGGGAGACUUCGGCACAUCCGAUCUUGUUGUCGGGCUUUCAUGGGAGACCGAAGUGCGCAGCCGCCUUUCUCCGCUCUUUUCCAGGUAUGAUGGUGGGCUUCAGCGGCCUCCUGACCCACAGCAAGCACAAGCCGACGUUGGGAGAAGUGGCGUUUGACGUGCCGCUCAAUCGCUUCGUCUUGGAAAGCCUGGGACCACAGUAUCCCCCGGCAGACUCCACAGUAGCUGGGGGCUUGCGCGGCAACUAUUCCCAUCCAGCUCAUGUGCUGGAGGUGGCCGAGGAGCUGGCUCGAGUCAAGCAGCUCAGCGCAAACGACAUUCUGCAAGCAGCUUUGGCCAAUACCACCAAACUCUUGAACAUAAUUCUCUAG
Molecule: messenger RNA, 1854 nt
Organism: Symbiodinium natans
Lineage: Eukaryota; Dinophyceae; Suessiales; Symbiodiniaceae
Source: the annotation of a GenBank genome assembly